AUGUAUGGUUUUGCAGGUAUUUAUGUCAGCUACCACAUGGUCAUCGCAAUGUCUGGAAUGAAAAAUCGAUUCAAACUUGAGAUGCCCAAGCCGCAAGAGACUCCGAAUCUGAACCUAGACGACAAGUGCAAAAUAAGCCAAAAUUAUCAGUUAGCAAUAUUGCCAACACCUUACCAUUUCCAGGUUACAAAUGAUUCGGAGGAAAUCGAGAUCGCGGCGAAAGAUCUAGAGCGAAUUUCCUCCUCAAUCAACGAUGAAUCUCAGAAACGAAUGUUAACCGAACUCGACGCCUGUAAACGAAGUGAUUGCUGUCCUCAGAGAUUCAAAACCGUACUCGGUGAAUAUAAGUUAAUGACUGCACUUCAUCAGAUGGUACGUUUCUACGGUGCAAUGUUCCGCGAAGGAGAUGUUUGGAUUUGCAUGGAAGUAAUGGAUACAUCGCUUGACAAGUUCUACAAGAAAUGCAAUGCGCUUGGACGGAGACUUCCUGAGCCAUUCAUAGCCAAAGUGACGUUGUCGGUUGUUGAAGGUCUUAACUUCAUGAAAGAGGAUAUGAAUUUAAUUCAUCGUGACGUGAAGCCAUCGAAUAUUCUGCUUAAUCGGCAUGGACAGGUGAAAAUAUGCGACUUUGGCAUAUCAGGACACCUUACUAACAGCCUAGCAAAGACAGUUGCUGCUGGUUGUAAAUUCUAUAUGCCACCUGAACGAAUUGACGGCGACAUGAAAGGUUCCUAUGACGUGAGAGCUGACGUUUGGAGUCUCGGGAUCACUCUGGUGGAAAUCGCAACUGGAAACUAUCCCUACGAAAUCUGGGUUACACCCUUCCAGCAAUUGAAGCAGGUGAUUGAGGAGCCUGCCCCUCGGCUGCCUUCUGACGGCUCAUUCUCCGCCGAUUGUCAGUAUUUUGUCCAACGUUGUUUGGAGAAGAACCCUCACGAACGCCCGAAAUACCCUGAGCUUUUAGCGAUGCCUUUUCUUGAUAGUGCUAGAAAUGAGAAGCAGUUCAGCAUGGCAAGGUUCGUUGUAGAGAUCUUGGAUGCUCCACAGCCCCCUGAAACGUCGACAAACAAGCGUAUGUGA
Messenger RNA from Ostertagia ostertagi, 1080 nucleotides. NCBI's taxonomy places the organism in Eukaryota, Metazoa, Nematoda, Chromadorea, Rhabditida, Trichostrongylidae. The record is from the annotation of a GenBank genome assembly.